AUGAUCGAAUCAUUGUCGCCGACGACUCUGUUGUUCGUCUUCCUCACACUUGCCUAUUUCUUGAUCCGCUUCCUCAACUCCACCGAUCAACCCAAAAUCAAGGGUCUGCCUGAGAUCCCGGGCGUGCCCAUAUUCGGCAAUCUGCUUCAACUGGGUCAGGAUCAUGCACGUGUUACCGCGGGUUGGGCAAAGAAAUACGGCUGGCCUGUCUUCCAAACUCGACUGGGCAACCGUCGUAUUAUUUUUGCCAACACGUUUGACUCAGUCAAACAUUUCUGGAUCACGAAUCAAUCUUCUCUCAUCUCCCGCCCGACUUUGUACACCUUCCACAAUGUCGUGUCAAGCAGCCAAGGCUUCACGAUCGGUACCUCGCCCUGGGAUGAAUCCUGCAAGCGCCGCCGCAAGGUCGCGGCUACGGCCUUGAAUAAACCUGCUGUUCAGAGUUACAUGCCAUUCAUCGAUCUCGAGAGUUGUGUGGCUAUCAAGGACAUGUACAAGGAUUCCAUGAAUGGGACCGUUGAUUUGGAUCCUCGCAAGUAUUUCCAUCGAUUUGCUCUCAAUACCAGUUUGACCUUGAACUAUGGCAUUCGUAUCGAUGGCGGCAUUGACCAGGAACUACUCAGAGAAGUGGUCCAUGUUGAGCGUGUAGUCUCCAACUUCCGAAGCACGUCGAACAACUGGCAGGAUUACAUUCCUCUUCUGCGACUGCCGUUCCUUUCUCGACAAAACAAAUCUGCCGCCGAAUAUCGCAUUCGCCGUGACAAGUAUCUGACCACUUUCUUGGAUAUGCUCAAGGAACGAAUUGCCAACGGCACCGAUCGACCGUGUAUCACCGGCAACAUCAUUAAGGAUCCAGAGGAGACGCUCAACGAUGCUGAACUCAAGUCCAUCUGCUUGACUAUGGUGUCGGCAGGAAUCGACACCGUCCCGGGUAACCUGAUCAUGGGUCUUGGUUAUCUUGCCUCGCCUCAAGGCCAACACAUCCAGCAGAAGGCAUACGAGGAAAUCAUGAAGGUGUACCCCGAGGAUGGCGAGGCAUGGGAGAAAUGCCUGGUGGAAGAAAAAGUGCCGUACAUCACGGCAUUGACCAAAGAAAUCCUCCGUUUCUGGACAGUGAUUCCCAUUUGUCUGCCGCGGACGAGCAUCAAGGACAUCAAGUACAACGACACGGUGAUCCCGGCAGGCAGCACGUUCUACAUGAACGCCUGGGCCGCCGAUUAUGAUGAGACACACUUCAAAGACCCCACCCAAUUCAUGCCAGAACGAUAUAUUGACGACCAAGAAGGCAGUGGCACGCCGCACUACGGUUACGGGGCAGGCAGCCGGAUGUGCGUGGGAUCACACUUGGCAAAUCGUGAGAUCUACACGGCGUUCCUACGUAUGAUUGUGGCCUUUGAAUUCGUUCAGGCCAAAGAUCCCCGCGACCGCCCUGUCCUAGACGCUCUCGAGUGCAAUAGCAUUCCCACGGCCUUGACAACGGAGCCCAAGCCAUUCAAGGUUGGGUUCCGUAUCAGGAAUAGGGAAGCUCUGGAUCGAUGGAUUCGUGCCAGUGAAGAGCGGACCAAGGAUUUGUGA
Rhinocladiella mackenziei CBS 650.93 is the source of this 1575-nucleotide messenger RNA. Its product is annotated as phenylacetate 2-hydroxylase. Gene Ontology annotation, molecular function: heme binding; iron ion binding; oxidoreductase activity, acting on paired donors, with incorporation or reduction of molecular oxygen. The transcript has 2 exons. Bases 1 to 1575 code for a protein of 524 amino acids. The record is from RefSeq and is a predicted model, not a curated record. Lineage: Eukaryota; Fungi; Ascomycota; Eurotiomycetes; Chaetothyriales; Herpotrichiellaceae.